This is a messenger RNA of Mytilus trossulus (common blue mussel), 1032 nucleotides long. RefSeq lists its product as uncharacterized. NCBI's taxonomy places the organism in Eukaryota, Metazoa, Mollusca, Bivalvia, Mytilida, Mytilidae. The record is from RefSeq and is a predicted model, not a curated record. Bases 1 to 1032 code for a protein of 343 amino acids. The transcript is spliced from 4 exons.
AUGGAUUUUGGCAGGUUAAUAUUUUCAAUUGAAAUAAGAAAUGGUGGUUACCUUACCUAUAUCAAUCGAGAAACAAAUACCACAAAUAAUGUGUCACUGAUGGGUAUCACGACAACUAGAAAUUACACAGUACAAUGGGAUCUAAAUCCUCCAAACUAUCCAUGUUUCCAAUUACUUGGCACAAACUGUACAACAACACCAAUAGAUAUACUAGACGUUACUCAUGAGAAUUCGAUACCGUUUACUUGGAAACAAUGGAGUGAUAAUCCGGCAGGUAUCGAAAGAUAUAAAUAUGAAGUUUUUCAUCUACAACCUUAUGGGAAUGUUCUACGGGAAUCAGAUUUAUUAUUUUCAUCUUACCGAACACCGGACUCUGAAUUAGAGAGUUGUUUUAAUGUUACCACACCAGGAAUGUAUUCCAUCUUAUUGACCGCUUUUGAUAAAGCCGGAAACUAUAAAUCUACCAGAUCUGUAUUCUUUUUCGAUAACCAGUCAUUUGUUGAAACAACACCUGGUACCAGAACGACUGUCCUUGAAAGCACAUUAGAUUCAAACUAUACUUGGGUAGUAUUUGAUACUAGUCUUUUGAAUGUAACAUGGGCUGGGCGGUUUAUGAAUGAAAGACACGAUGUUCACAAAUGGCUGAAUGAAAUAGAUACCAAUAAACAUAUUGACCAUGAUCAUGAUGAUAGGUUUGGACGUAGAACUGUACAAUGGUGUCCCAAUGUGAAAGGAAUUGUAAGAUUUGACAUCAACUAUACUGUUACUGGAGCAAAUAUUGAAUCACCAAUGGGUUACAUAGAAGUUCAAGAAACAUUAAGGGAAGCAUCCUUACUCAAUAUAUCCUGGGAAGAUGGAGAUAAACUUGAUAUCAGCGUAAAAGCUACUGACAUUAUUGGAAAAUAUACUGAGGAUAAGAUAACGAUUUACAAAGAUACUUCUUAUCCAGCUAUUGAAAAUCUUUGGUUGUCGUACGGUAACAAAUCAGAACUAUUCGUGCAUCGCCAACAAGAUCUGACAUCUAUGACGUGA